AAUAAAUAUUCUUUAAAUCUCGCGGUAUUUCAAGUGGUGUUUUUGCUUUUCAGAUGUCAAUUAGUGAUGAAGAUGCUGAUAAUCCUCUACUGGAAAGAACAUAUUCCAUAACUCGUGAAAUUUAUACUAUGGACAAAUUUCUACAACACUAUCCUAAAUCGCCAGAAGUACAAAGAUCAUUUUCGCCAUAUAAGAUUUUGAAAAAAUGCACUUGUUCGAAACUCGCCAGCCUCCUAUCCUUUGUUUUCCCAUUUUAUUCUGUUUUGGCUCCUUUUUACAACCUACAAUCAUUUUUAUCAGAUCUGGUUGCUGGCUUAACACUUUCAAUAGUCCAUAUACCCCAAGGAAUGGCAUAUGGUGUUUUGGCCGGAGUAAAACCAAUCAAUGGAUUGUACACCUCAUUUUUUCCUGCUCUGAUUUACUUCUUUUUUGGGACUUCACGCCAUGUCUCUAUAGGUACAUUUUCUGUUGUUUCACUUUUAACGGCUGAUCCUGUUGAUAGAUUAACAUCAUUAUUCGAUGUAAACAAUCAUUCUUUAGAAAAAUAUGAUAUUUUUAAUGAAAAACAAAUAGAUGAUUUUCGUUUAACUGUUGUUAUAACAGUAUGUAUUUUGACUGGAUUAUUUCAAGUCGCUUUGGGUAUUCUUCGUCUUGGUGUAUUAGUAGUUUAUAUAUCGGAACCAUUAUUAAGUGGCUUCACUUGUGCAUCUGCUGUUCAUGUGUUCACUAGUCAAUUAAAUGGAUUAUUUGGUAUACGAUUAAAUCGUGCUACAGGACCUUUCCGUGUUUUUUAUAUAAUUAAUAAUUUUAUUCAUAUCAUCAAAGAAACUAAUCUUGUUACAUUAUUAAUAUCAAUGAUAUGUAUUACAAUUAUAUGGUGUUUUAAACAUUUUAUCAAUCCAAAAGUUUCAGCUAUACUACGCUUUACAAUUCCAAUUGAAUUAAUUGUGCUUACUGCUGGUACUGUUAUAUCAAAAUUUGGUCUAUUAAAUCAACGUUAUGGGGUGUCGAUUGUCGGUGAAAUUCCUGUAGGUUUACCAUCACCCGUAUUACCGGAUAUUCGACUAGUACCAGAAGUUUUAAUGGAAUCAAUCAUUGUAUCGUUUGUUUCAUUAGCUACAACAAUUUCUUUAGUUAAAUUAUAUGCAAAGAAAGGUGGUUAUAAUGUUGGUUAUACUCAAGAACUGAAUGCACUAGGCUUGUCCAAUGUAAUAUCUGGAUUUUUUCGUUGUCAACCCUCAUCUGGUGCUUUGGCUCGGACUUCAGUUGCUAGUAACGUUGGAAUGUGUUCUCAAGUUGCUUCUUUAAUUUCUUGUUGUAUUCUUUUACUUGUUAUUACUGUGAUUGGACAAUUUUUACAAACUGUUCCAAAGUGUAUCUUAUCAUCAAUUAUUGUCGUAUCGCUUGAAAGUAUCUUCUUACAAAUUAUGGAUUUACGUGCAUUAUAUCGUGUUUCAAUAUAUGAUAUGCUUAUAUGGCUUGUAACAUUCAUGGCCACCGUGUUUAUUGAUGUCCCGAUAGGUUUAUUAACUGGUUUGUGCUUCUCCCUACUAACGGUAUUAUAUCGUACACAAUCGACAUAUUAUUAUGAACUUGGCCAAAUUCCCAACACAAAUAUUUAUGUUGAUUUAAAGAGAUAUGAUGAAGCUAUAAAACUUCCCAAUAUUCUUAUAUUAAAAUAUGGUGGUCCAUUGUAUUAUGCCAAUUCAGAAUCUUUUCAAAAUUGGAUUCAUCAAAUGACCAAUAUUAAUCCACAUAAAUUGAUUAAACAACGUCAACGUAUCAAACAACAAUUGGACCGUAAGCAACAACAACAACUUAAUGAAGAAAAUCUGAAUCAGUAUCAACAUAAUAGACAUAAUCGAUUGUCUUUUGUUAAAAAUGUAAUAAAACGAGUCAAUUUGAAUAAAAAGAAAGAUUGUGGCGAAUUUCCACAUAUUUCACAACUUACGACGGAUACUAAUGAUAGUAAAAAUGACUAUGAUCUUACUGGUCAAUUGAAAUUUAUUAUCUUAGAUAUAUCAUCAUGGAUUUAUUUGGAUUUUGUCGGUAUGAGAACUAUUACUGAUAUAAUUAAAAGUUAUGCUGAAUUAGAUAUUCGUAUAUUAUUCACUAUAUGUGAUCCACAAAUUUAUACAGUAUUAAUAAGUGAUAAUUUAACAUCAUCACAAAUUCAACAUAAUUCAUUUAUUAGUAUACAUGAUGCUGUAAUCUAUUGUCAAAAUAUACUUUCUACUACUACUGUUACUAGUCAUAAUAAUAAUAAUGAUAAUUCGAAGAAUUCAAUAGAAGAUAAAACUAUAAAUUUACCCAUUCAAAAUAUCCCAGUGACUUAUUGUAAUUCAACAGUUACAGUAGAUAUUAUUACAGAUAAAUUAUGAUUACCAACUGAAUUAUAAAAAAGAAAGAUUAUUCUCUAUCGUUGUUUAAUUUUCAUUAGAAAUCAAGUGGUUGAAGAUGAUUGCUAAGAAUCCUUGAACCAUACGCACACACACUCUCUCUCUUGAACACAUUCAUCCUGUCUCUCAGUUACAAAUUUUUCUCAUGAGAAUCUUGUUCAUGACUUUCCAUUAGUGGUUUAUUAACAGGAACGUUAGAAAACGAAAAACAUGUUCAGUGCUUAAUCUAAUCAGCUGGUUAUAAAGUGUGUACUUUAAAAAGCUGAGAGGCCUUUAUUCCGGACCAAAUGCUGCACAUAAGCGAAAGGCUUUGCAUGAGAACGAUUAAAUAUAUGAACCUGCUAUUGUCACAAGUUACCAUGAGAACGUAUCUUCUCCUGUAUUCAUUAAUAAAGUCGGUUCUCAUGGUGUAGCUGCCUUAAUCUUAGAGUUUCUUCUUGUUAUUAUCAUCACCAUCAUUAGCCUACAGAUCAAUAAGGUAAAUCAACAAGAUAGAUUCUUUUUCAUUCUAUCCUUUUCUAGUUUUUUUUCUUUUUUCUUAGUUCAUGUAUUUGUUGAGUUUUUUUUUCUCUUUUUGUUUUGUUUAGUUUUUCUUUUAAAAGAAUAAAUUUAUUCGAAUUGUAUAUUUACGAAACAAUGAGAAAGUGACUUACUUACAUUUUCCUCAAUUGUGCAUUUUAUUACUUCCAAUCAAUGAUGGUUAUGUGUAUAUUUGUAGUGUUUAUGAAUUUCUUUUCUUUUUGUUUGUUUGUUUGUUUAUUUAUUAUGUUGUUAGUAGUAUGUUUUUACAUUUUUCUUCAGUUUUAUAUGAGUAUCUGUUUGGUUAUUACCUAUGAUUUGGUUAAUAUAUUUGUAUAUUAUUCUAAUGUAUAUGAUCAGCUUAACUGAAUAGAUUGAUUUGUCUAGAAAAUACAUCGAUAGCCGGAUUUU
Molecule: messenger RNA, 3329 nt
Organism: Schistosoma intercalatum
Lineage: Eukaryota; Metazoa; Platyhelminthes; Trematoda; Strigeidida; Schistosomatidae
Source: the annotation of a GenBank genome assembly